GUCACAAACCUGCGACGCCGCGGGCUCCACGUCUCGCGCUCUCUCAAGUUCCGUAACACCCGAUAACUUAUCAACAAAUAAAUGCAUGACUUCAUCGAAUAAUACGACUUCGAUGCUCGUCUCUCGCGUUCAACAAAAGUGUAGUGAAGUUUGACAAGUUUUGUGAAGUGUAGUGAACUUGUGAAGUUUAAUCAUGAAUGGUGCCCCGGCGAGACGACCCAAGAGCGCCUUCUCCGAAAUGGGUGUUCGGAUAAAGGAGGUGUCGGAGGGGCGGCCCUGCGACAACUGCCCAGAGUUGUGUCCGGGGUUCAUUCCUCAUGCUUGGAGAAAGACCUGCAAGUCAUGCGGCUGCGAUCGGCUCCAGCACUCCGUGUACCACGAGGAGCUGGACUCCGUGCGGGAUCGACUGGGGCUGCGGGAUCGGCCGCAGAUCGGCUUAGGGCUGGAUUCGCCACCUGGGCUCACGCACAAGCAGACGGAACAAUACUGGGCUUCGUUGGCGGAACGCGCGCCGAGCAACGUAGGUGGCGCCACUGGGGCGGCAGCGUGGCGCGCCUGGCGAACUAGAGCGCUGGCCACGCAGCUACCGAAGCAAGACUUGUCUCUCUCACACUGUCGGCACAUCGAUGAGGCCCACCGCAAGCAGUUUGAAGAUUUCGUCGCCGCUAGGAAUGAAAUAGCUUUAGAUAUAGGUGUUGCCGGUCAGCAUCUAAGUGCGCCAGUGGGAUGUUUGGGUUGUGAUAAGCCCAUUCGGAGCGGAAGUAUCUCUAUUUGUGCACCGCGGUUAGGUCAAGAGGCGCUGUUCCACCCAGCAUGCUUCUCCUGUUCGGAAUGCGACGAGCUGCUGGUGGAGCUGGCGUAUUGCGCGCUGGACGGCCGGCUGUUCUGCGUCAGGCAUUACGCCGAGCGGCUCAAGCCGCGGUGCCAUGCUUGCGAUGAGCUAAUUUUCAGUGGCGAAUACACCAAGGCGAUGAACAAGGACUGGCACAGCGGGCACUUCUGCUGCUGGCAGUGUGACGAGUCGCUGACCGGGCAGCGGUACGUGCUGCGCGAUGAGCACCCCUACUGCAUCAAGUGCUAUGAGAGCGUCUUCGCUAACGGCUGCGAGGAGUGCAACAAGACCAUUGGCAUCGACUCCAAGGACCUGUCGUACAAGGACAAGCACUGGCACGAGGCGUGUUUCCUGUGCGCCAAGUGCCGCGUGUCGCUGGUGGACAAGCAGUUCGGCUCCAAGCUGGACAAGAUCUACUGCGGCAACUGCUACGACGCGCAGUUUGCUAGCCGCUGCGAUGGCUGCGGCGAAGUCUUCCGUGCUGCGAAUGAGGAAGGUCCUCUAUAG
Molecule: messenger RNA, 1339 nt
Organism: Leguminivora glycinivorella
Lineage: Eukaryota; Metazoa; Arthropoda; Insecta; Lepidoptera; Tortricidae
Product: prickle planar cell polarity protein 3-like
Exons: 9
Coding region: 194-1339 (381 amino acids)
Molecular function (GO): zinc ion binding
Source: RefSeq, a predicted model, not a curated record